AUGAAGCUCGACGCUGCACUUGUUACAGUGCUUUCCUUGGGGACUUUUCUGGUCCAAGCAAAUCCUAUCAUGCCAGGCCUUCCUGUGAAAGGUGCAAUGAAAUACGUUGGCCCAAUAACACCUGGAGGAGCGAACGUGACCCUUGAGGGCACCGCUGAGCAUAUCCAUGCUCAGAUCUUGAAGCUCAACCCUAAGUUCAACCCGGGUGACUUUCAUGAUGACAAGAGCGACCACGAGCUCCGCACUCGUUCCAAGACGAAUACUAUCUGUGGCAAGAUUGCCGGAGGGAGGGCAAAUAUCAGACAUAUCGAUGCUGGGAUUCGUUACUUGAAUUCCCUUCCGGGAGGCUGCUAUGCACCAGCAGGACCACGGGCGUGCAUUCGAAUCAGCUGCUCCUACGGUUCUGCAAUCUAUCUCUGCAAUGAUAAUAACCAUAGCAUUUCGCCAUCAUGCAAAUACCUUGCUACAUUUGCAGCGGAUAUUGGGAAUGCAUGCCGUUAUAAUCGGAGGUACAUUAACGGCCAGGAGUUUGAUAGUGAUCGCUACAAUGUUAUCCUUAAGCUGUACGGUGCUUGUCGUUAG
Molecule: messenger RNA, 582 nt
Organism: Arthroderma uncinatum
Lineage: Eukaryota; Fungi; Ascomycota; Eurotiomycetes; Onygenales; Arthrodermataceae
Exons: 5
Coding region: 1-582 (193 amino acids)
Source: RefSeq, a predicted model, not a curated record